GGCGUCUCCUAGCAACGGCCCGGGGAAAGGCGGGGACCUGAUUGCUCCCAGGUCUCCUCCUUCUUCUCUUCUUCCUCCGCUGGCUGAAUCAAUGGGGCCGGACUCAGGAUCGCGGUCGUCGCUGCGCAAACUGAAGCCUGGAGACGCUCCAGAAAGCGCGACCUGGUAUACCUUUGCCCCCCUUGGGGAGAGCCCCUGUGCUCGUGUGGGCCACAACUGCUUGUACUUGCCUCCACUGGACUCAGGCAGUAGUAAAGGCAAAGUUGUCAUUGUAGGGGGAGCAAACCCAAACGGCAGCUUCUCUGAUGUGUACUUCAUCGAUCUUGAUAAACACAGCUGGACCUUGCCUCAUUGGGAAGGCCUCUUGCCCCGAUAUGAGCAUUCAGCCUUCAUUCCUGUAAGCCAGCCCACAAAACUUUGGGUGUUUGGAGGGGCCAACGUGUCAGGGAACAGGAAUUGCGUGCAAGUUUUGGAUUUGCAAAGUGGAACUUGGGAGAGUCCAAAAGUGACUGGCACUCCACCAUCCCCAAGGACUUACCACACAUCCUCUGCAGCAAUCGGGGAUCAGCUGUACGUAUUUGGAGGAGGUGAUAAAGGGGCAGAUCCUGUGCAAGAUCAACAACUUCAUGUGUUCGACUCAGCCACACUCACAUGGCAGCAGGCGGAAGUCCAAGGCAGUCCUCCUGCCCCUCGGCAUGGCCAUGCAGUGGUGGCUUUUGGGAGCAAGCUCUUCAUCCAUGGUGGUUUGUCUGGGGAUACCUUUUAUAGUGAUCUGUACUGCAUUGAUACAAGAGAUAUGAAAUGGGAGAUGCUGUCAACCACUGGGUCUGCCCCAGGAGGGCAGGCAGCUCACUCGGCCGCUGUUUUUCAGGGUCAUUUGUACAUCUUUGGUGGAAUGAACCCAACAGGUGCACUGGACUCAAUGUACAAAUAUCACAUAGAAAAAGGUCACUGGACACAUCUAGAGUUCAAGAGUCCUUUGCCCCCUGGGCGCCUGGACCAUUGCAUGUGCAUCAUUCCCUGGGAAGUCCCCUCCAAGAACAGAGAUCGUGAAGCUGCAGCUGGAGAAAGGACCCAUGGCCAGAAGGAAGCCCCUGAGAAGGAAAGCGGCCCCAAGGAGCACCUGUGCCUCAUCUUCGGGGGAAUGGAUAUGAGGAGGGAGCUGUACAAGGACUGUGUUGCGACUCUCCUUCAGUAAGAGAAUCAGGGGGCACUGAAACAGCACAGCUCUUAAGGCAAAGGUGUUCAAAUCUGUUGCUUCAGAUGUUCAUGGACUACAAUUCCUAUCAGCCCCUGGGCUGAAGCACCAGAGAUGGACACCCUUGCCUUAGGGACGAGGGUUUGCCCUUCAUUCCUGUGGAGUCUUCACUGACAAUCUAAAACCUUAUGGCCAACUACAAAUGUGUGUAUUCUUGUAUAUGUAUUUAUUGAGGUUCUGGUUUUAAAAGUGCUUAAAUGGACAGGGCAAGGAGAACUUAUGCAAGCACGUUGGUUUUCUUUUUUGGUGUCUUGAUAAUUUAAAUGUAUGCAAAAAUAUACAGAUCUGUACUUUUAUGUAGCUGGUAACCUUUUUCCUUCAAGAACUGGUUGCCAGUACAAGGCUGGAGGCCCAUCGGCUCAGUUCUACAUUGGAAUGUGUGCCUUCACUUAGCCACAGCUAGGGCAACAUGUUCGGCAACGUACCAGAUGCCUAGAAGGGAAAAAUGCUCCUUUUGUAGUCUUCAUAAAAGGACUCAUAGCAAGGGACCAAUUGUGAUUAAUGUGAUUUCAGAGAAACACUGCAAGACGAUCUUACCUGGCAUGCUUUAGAGAAGAAAGCAGGAGCCCUGUCGGGACAGCUGGAAGAGGUUAUCGUAUAGGGGACACAACAGGGCCCUUUCCGCACUGGCCAAUAAACUAUUUUAAGGGUGGGAUAAAACCCAGGUUGGGAGAGAACUUCGCAUGGAUCCCGCUCCUGAAGCAAGUCUGCACCACAUUCCCCCCUCCUCUCCCCAACCCAGGUUUUACCAGAAUCGCGAUGUCUGUGAUUCUUUUAAUGUGCCUCGCAGCCACGGCUAAGUGAAUGGCUGUGGCUGUGCUUUUUGUUUCGUGUCCUCCUGGCUCCCAUCUGUGGAGCCAUGCAGGCAGCAGUGCUAUCUCCAGCAAAGCUGGAGCAUGUGUGCCUGCCUGUGUAGCUGCACAUUGUGGAGGUAUUAAAGUUUUUUUAAAAAAAGCAAAGGAGAACAGCCAGCCAUGCGAAUGACCUGGGGCUAUGCUAGGCUCAUUUAUCCCAGCUGCAAUCUGCUCAGAAUUUGCUGUGCGGAAAGGGCCGGUGUAAGAGAAGUCAUCUGCAUAGAAGGCAGCCACUUCUUCCAGUGCAAGGAAAGGAAAAUGCUGGACUUCUGCCUAGUUUCUGAAUCUAUUAAAGCACUGCCACGAAACACUUGCUUUACCUCUGCCUCUGCCCUGAACGUGUUUUUUUUUCCUGAAUAUGAGGUUUUCUGAUCAGAGAACUGAAUAGGCCUUUGUAACAAGUAGGGUGAAGUACUUGUUCUGCCUUCUGCAGGUGGCUUAAUCUGAAAUCUAAAUACAUUACUUUGAACCCCAAUUAAACUUAAAUCUGAAUGCAUUA
This is a messenger RNA of Sphaerodactylus townsendi, 2611 nucleotides long. It is a transcript of the gene RABEPK, whose product is annotated as Rab9 effector protein with kelch motifs. Gene Ontology annotation, molecular function: protein binding. Bases 92 to 1198 code for a protein of 368 amino acids. The transcript is spliced from 7 exons. NCBI's taxonomy places the organism in Eukaryota, Metazoa, Chordata, Lepidosauria, Squamata, Sphaerodactylidae. The record is from RefSeq and is a predicted model, not a curated record.